GAACAGCGGGGAUCAGCGCGCCACUAGCAGCCCGAAGCGCUGAGCCCGAGCCGGCUUUGCGCCGUCCUCGCACUCGGCGCGGGCCCUUCGUGUCUGCCCGACCUGCAGCACCGAGGCAGUUUCCGCGCUAAGGCAAUCGCACGAACUCCUUCGGGCCACUAGGGAAAUGCUCCGCUUCGUCGCGCUGCCCUAACGAAGCCAGGGAAAAAGCCGCUGGGCGCCGGGAACAGCCCCGGAGGCGCAUUUCGGCGUCGGAAAGACAGCGAGGUUAAAGGGCAGCCCCUCUCCGCCGAGGCUCGCGGCCUUGGCUUUGCAAAGCUCUUCCCCCAGCUCUCACACCGAGGAACAGAGCGUGCAAGGGGCCACGGAAGGCCGCAGGAGGAAAGCCAGCAGCCCGCAGCGGCGCGGGAACACCGGCAGCCCACCCUGGGCGCCGGAGCCGGGCUCUGGGCAGCAGACCCUCUCGGCCGCAAGGUGGCACUGACCCGCGCACAAAGCCGCAGCCCGGCGGCGCCCAAGCCGAGCCGCGCUCCGGAGUCCAGGGCCGUGCCGGGACGCACGCGGGCUCGCGCGGCUCUGCCCGGACGAGUGCGUCCAGCGGUGCGCGGCUUGCGCGCGGUUGCUGGCCGUCCCCGAAUUCCUAGACGAUCGCGCGCCGGAGGCGAGGGGCGCGGGGCGGCGCCACGUGACCCGGGACGAGGUGGAGUCCGGCUGGAAGGGGGCGUCCCUUCCUACCUCCCCCUUCUUCAGGGUUUGAGCGGGCGGCAGACCCGCCGGUGCUUGCCCCGGACGGUGACACCCUGCCCGCUCUCAUAAACGCGCAUGGAAAUAAAGAGCAGAAAGCCGAACAGGACGCAUUCGAAGGAGGAGCACUCACUGAAAUAUGAGGAGACAUCUGUGCCCUUCCUAUCGUUCAGUUCAAGGGAACGAAGAAUUCGGAAUAAUUUUGAUGAAUGCAUUCCAGUAUGGGGAAUAAGAAUAAACUGAAUGGUUGACCUGCUUGCAAGAAGCAUACUGUCCAAUUUUGUAAAGUAAUAUAUAACAACCAAAUCAAUCAAAAUGAAUUCUACGCUGUUUUCACAGGCUGAAAAUCACUCAGUUCACUAUAAUGUUUCAGAGAGGAACUCCCAGUUUUUGGCUUUUGAAAAUGAUGAUUGUCAUCUGCCCUUGGCCGUCAUAUUUACCUUAGCUCUGGCUUACGGAGCUGUGAUCAUUCUCGGGGUGUCGGGAAACCUGGCUUUGAUCAUGAUCAUCCUGAAACAGAAGGAGAUGAGAAAUGUUACCAACAUCCUGAUCGUGAACCUCUCCUUCUCAGACUUGCUUGUGGCCAUCAUGUGUCUCCCCUUCACAUUUGUCUACACCUUAAUGGACCACUGGGUCUUCGGUGAGACAAUGUGCAAGCUGAAUCCUUUCGUGCAAUGUGUUUCAAUCACGGUGUCCAUUUUUUCUCUGGUUCUCAUUGCUGUGGAACGACACCAGCUGAUAAUCAACCCGCGAGGGUGGCGGCCCAACAACAGACACGCUUACAUAGGCAUUGCUGUCAUUUGGGCCCUUGCUGUGGCCUCUUCCCUGCCCUUCCUGAUCUAUCAGGUCCUGACUGAUGAGCCGUUCCAGAACGUGACGCUCGACGCCUUCAAGGACAAGUUCGUGUGCUUUGAUAAGUUUCCAUCGGACUCUCAUAGGUUGUCUUACACCACUCUCCUCUUGGUGCUGCAGUAUUUUGGCCCACUGUGUUUUAUCUUUAUAUGCUACUUCAAGAUAUACAUUCGCUUAAAGAGGAGGAACAACAUGAUGGACAAGAUGAGAGACAACAAGUACAGGUCCAGUGAAACCAAAAGGAUCAACGUCAUGCUGCUCUCCAUCGUGGUAGCGUUCGCCGUCUGCUGGCUGCCUCUCACCAUCUUUAACACUGUGUUUGACUGGAACCAUCAGAUCAUUGCCACGUGCAACCACAACCUGCUGUUCCUGCUCUGCCACCUCACGGCAAUGAUCUCCACCUGUGUCAACCCCAUAUUCUAUGGAUUUCUCAACAAAAACUUCCAGAGGGACUUGCAGUUCUUCUUCAACUUCUGUGACUUCCGCUCCCGAGACGAUGACUAUGAGACGAUAGCCAUGUCCACUAUGCACACAGAUGUUUCUAAGACUUCUUUGAAGCAAGCAAGCCCAGUCGCAUUUAAAAAAAUCAAUAAUGAUGAUAAUGAAAAAAUCUGAGACCACUUGUACAUGACAUCUGUUUAAAAGCAAGCACAACCUGCAACAUGCUUUCAUUACCUGUUCUCCCAAGGAAUGGGGGUAAGAUGACUUGAGAAAGGCUGAUAUUUUCUUGUCUUGCUUUUCUACUGCUUUUGUUAAAGCUGUCAUGAUUAUACUUGGAACAAAAGGUGUACGCUCUGGGAUCUGCUGGCAAUUAAUUUGACCAGAUUUCCUUGAAGUGCUUUUCAGGAACUUAUGCACAUACUAUAAAGACUUUUAUACUGUAUUUAUUGGAAUGAAAUUUCCUUAAAGUAUUACUAUGGACUGACUGACUUCAGAAAUAUUAGCCACGUGAUACUCUUAACAGACGGGGCCAUUUUGAUUAUGGCUGCAGAGGUGGAGAGAUCGGAAUGCAGCACUCUGCACCUGGAGCUGAAGGGGAUUCUGAAGUUAUUCAGGAGUGAUUUGCAUUUUUCGUUUCCUAUUUUAAGAAAGCACUAAAUUUGCUAAUUGAGUAUCACUGUAAGUUAAUAUAAAAAUGCAUAGACAAUGCUCUUCAGCUGCAAAUAUCAUAGGGAAUUGAGGGGCCGGUGCUGUGGCGCAGCGGGUUAAUGCCCUGGCCUGCAGUGCCGGCAUCCCAUAUAGGCACCGGUUCUAGUCCCAGCUGCUCCACUUCCGAUCCAGCUCUCUGCUACUGUGAAAGCAGUAGAAGAUGGCUCAAUUCCUUGGGCCCCUGAACCUGCGUGGGAGACCUGGAAGAAGCUCCUGGCUCCUGGCUUUGGAUUGACACAGCUCUGGCCAUUGCGGCCAAUUGGAGAGUGAACCAUCGGAUGGAAGACCUCUCUCUCUCUCUCUGCCUCUCCUCUCUCUGUGUAACUCUUUGAAAUAAAUAAGUAGAUCUUUAAAAAAAAAAAGAAUAAAGGGAGAAAGCAGUUCUCUCACUUCAAAACUCUUUUGGUACCUGAUAACCAAAGCAUUUCAGAGUGAUCAGAAUUUAGUACUUAAAUUAAUAUUGCUGCAGAUAGUUGAACUAUAUCCAUCUGAAUGGAUGGGCAAGGUGUUUUCAUUCUUUACAGACUGUUCAGUGUUCGUCAAGCUUUCUGACAUAAACAUGUCUUUCAAAAGGCAUUUCCAGCUUACAAUAUAUAGAAACACAAAAUGUAUUUUCCAUUCAGCAGUGCCUAUAUAGUAAGUCACUUUUAACUUCCAUUGUCCAUCUUUCAAAGCAGAGGACAGCAAGGGACAAUGUGAAAAGAAUGUUUACUCUGGGUAGCAGGGAUAAAUACAUAAGGAGUUCUUGUAUCCCAUGUUAACUUGUAAACACUGUGUGACUUGUGGAGUUUCAUAAACCACACACUAGUUAGAGUACUGAGUAGUUGUGUCAUGUUAGUAUACUUAAUUUCAUGUAUCUUGUAAUCACAAUUGAGCCUGAGAGUCACUUGGAGAAAAGAGAUUUUGAAGAACAAGGUGUAUGUAUCUUCAGUGUAUUAUAUGACAAAGUAUUAAAUGUGUUUGUUUUAGAAGGGCAGACACACUCAUUAAAAUUGUUUUGCUUUUUCUGAGCAAUCUCUCGUGUCCCUCUUCAUUUCAUUUAUGUUGUCUUGUGACUUUCCCGUCACUCACUGCCUCCUGUAUCUGCUUACUAAUGACACAUUUUCUGCCCUGUGGUAGAACCACUGGCAGCCCAGUCACCCUCCAUUGCUACAUUGUAAGUUUCUUCAAGGCGGGACUGUCUAACAUGACUGUUUCCAGUGCAAAGAGCACAGUGCCAUAUAUUUAGGAGUUUCCAAAAAAUAUUUCUAUAAUGAAUAAAUAAUGAAGAAAUGCUCUUUUGCCCUAUUAAUGAUCAUAUAUAGAAUUCACAUGCUGAUGCUUUCUUGGAUUUUUCUUCCUAAGUUGUUCUUUCUUAGGAAAGAGUUUUCUCUUUUACAAUAUUAGUUUCAGUCCUAGUUUAAGCAAGAAUCACAUUUUAGAUUUUAGAAACUUGCAUUGUUAGCUUUGUAAAUCAAUUAAAGAGCACACAUUUUACUUUGAGUGCUAACAUAAAGUCAUAUUACAGUCUAAGAAUGGUGUUUUAGUCACUUAAUAAACAACUGGAGGCAA
Oryctolagus cuniculus (rabbit) is the source of this 4296-nucleotide messenger RNA. It is a transcript of the gene NPY1R, whose product is annotated as neuropeptide Y receptor Y1. The record is from RefSeq and is a predicted model, not a curated record. Gene Ontology annotation, cellular component: neuron projection; plasma membrane. Gene Ontology annotation, biological process: G protein-coupled receptor signaling pathway. Gene Ontology annotation, molecular function: neuropeptide Y receptor activity; neuropeptide binding. Lineage: Eukaryota; Metazoa; Chordata; Mammalia; Lagomorpha; Leporidae.